This is a messenger RNA of Aegilops tauschii subsp. strangulata, 1040 nucleotides long. RefSeq lists its product as uncharacterized. The record is from RefSeq and is a predicted model, not a curated record. Lineage: Eukaryota; Viridiplantae; Streptophyta; Magnoliopsida; Poales; Poaceae.
UGGCCUCGAUGUGGCCAGCUUGUGUACGUGUACGUGUACGGGAGGGGUGCCGGGGACGCGGCUGAGCAGCGCCCCCUCAGUCAGUCAGCACGUCGAGGAUAAGGUGGGAUAAAGGGAGCCAGAGGCGCGGGUGUGCGGCCGAGCAGCAACGGUGGACUGACUACUCGGCAACCAUGGCGCCAGCAGCCCUGUCCGCCCCCGUCCUUCGCGUCUCUGCCCGCUCGACGGGGACUAGGGCCGCCGCGCCCGCGCCCGCCGGCGGACUCCGCUUUGGCAAGACGGCUUGCCAGCACUCCGGCCACUCUGGCCAAGCUGUGCUGCGAUCGAAGGUGCUGCUGAGGCCCGUGGGACAGAGGAGGCGCUUAGCGCUGAGAAGCAGCGUGGAUGACUCCAAAGCCACGGAUGACAAGGUAGAGUUCGGGUACUCGAGGAAAGACGUGCUGCUGAUCGGCGUCGGCGUCACCCUCCUCGGCUACGGCCUCAAGUCCGGCCUCGAGUUCGUCGGCGUCGACCCCCUGCAAGCCGGCAACGUGGUCCAGCUGUUCAUCGUGCUCGGGAUGACGGUGGGGUGGAUCUCCUCCUACAUGAUCCGGGUGGCCAACAAGGACAUGACCUACGCCACGCAGCUCAGGAACUACGAGAAGCAAGUCAUGGAGAAACGGCUGGAGAGCCUGUCGGAGGCGGAGCUGCAGGUGCUGCUGGAGCAGGUGGAGGAGGAGAAGGAACGCCUGCCGCCGACGAGGAGGGAUCAGGGGAUCACCAUCAACAGGAAGACGGAGGAUCAGACCACUGCCAACUAAUAGCUCCUAGAACACCUCGAUCAUGAUAUUAGCCCAGUACACACUGUUAGGAUAGCUUGCAUCGAUUGAUUAUGGCCUUUCCUUUGUUAUAAGAACUCUGUAGCACAAUACUAGUAGUAGUGCUCGUAGCAGCAGCACUGAGUUAUACUCCGAUCUCCGAAGAAUAGUACCGAGAUUCACAUGGAUGAACGCGAUACAUAAAUCAACGUGACAGCAAAACUGAGAUAUUGUGUGAACCAA